UGUCCAAGAGUUUAGACUGACAGAUCAGCAAUUAAAUAUAUGUUUGACAUGCUGAUUGGCGAGGACCCCAAAGCCUGUGAUUUGUUCUGGUCGUCUGAUGAACUUGUGGCCGAUAGCUAUGUGUUUUAGACGUGUCCUUCACCAAUGUGUUUGCCCCCUUCCGAAACGACCGGGCAGCCGGCUGUCUGCUUACCUAAACAGUCGCCAUGCGGCUACUGGUCAUUUUGUGGAUGACCAACCCGGCUUCUCGCCGAAGAGGGCAGUGCUUCUAACAAAAAUGACCCGUUACGAGUACGAAAAGAAAGUUUGCGGCGCAAAGACAGACAACGAGUUAAAAAAAUAUUUGGACAGCAAACGGUCAGAUUUCCAAGGGCUCUUAGAACGGCAUCGUUCACAUCACAACUGUGUGGAAAAUAUCAAGAAAUGUCUGUUGUCUCAAGAUAUUGAAACGAAAGUUGUGGAAAGAUUUCAUGCUAGUCCCGAGGUGCUGGAGUGGGCAGAUGUGGUGUUUACUGCGGGUGGGGACGGAACGUUCCUGCUGGGUGCUAGUAAAGUGAACAGCCGUGACAAACCAGUGAUUGGGAUCAAUACUGACCCUGACAAGUCAGAGGGACACUUGUGUUUACCCAAGGGAGACUACUCUGCGAUGAAGUUCACAGCAGCUCUGGACAGAUUGUUGAAAGGGGAUUUCAGGUGGCGCUGGCGUCAACGAAUCCGGAUAACAGUAUCCGGUCAGCACGCCAACGAUGAUCCGAUUGAGCUUCAUGACCAACAGUUACAGUUCCCGGAACAUCGGUUUUCCGAGGAAGUGAAAGAGUUGGAGACAUUCCAGCCUCGCCGGGAUUACCUGACAGUUCAACCACCACGUGUGUUACCUGUUAGAGCGCUGAAUGAGGUGUUUAUUGGAGAGUCUCUCUCCUCCAGGGUAUCGUACUACGAGUUGACUGUUGACGAGGGGAGUGGUCAGAAGCAGAAGAGCUCCGGCAUUACCGUGUGUACGGGGACAGGAUCUACAUCCUGGUCCUUCCACAUCAACCACCUGUCUAUGGAGGCCGUCCGUCAGCUGCUCGAUAUAGUUCGAGAUACAUCUAAGGAGGCGUUGCCAAUGAUCAAUGACACGACCCUGGAGGAAGUCGUAACGCGUUUUAACAACUCGCUCAUGUAUGACCCUAGCGACUUGAAGAUGGCGUUCACAAUUCGGGACCCCCUGAUCAAUGGUGUAUUCCAAGUGUCCACCCCCAGAGGGUUUGCCAAGAAAAUUCAGGUUCGAUCACGUAUGUGGGAUGCCUGUUUAGUGGUUGAUGGGGGAUCUUCGUUCAAGUUUAACGAUGGUGCCAUAGCUACAAUGGAAAUGCUUGAGGAAGAUGCACUUAGAACUGUAACUUUCGACUGAGAAGAGUUCAUAAGCUGUUGUGUGCCAUAUUUAAUCAGACUUGUGUGUGGGAAGACUGGAACUCGGAUAUGAGGGUGGCAAGGGAUGAUCCAGUGAGACUUUUACCUUGCCAAGAGUAGGUCAUGUUUUUUCUAGUCUCAUAUAAUUUUGGACUGUCUCACAUUACCUGGUGUCAAGCAGAUGCUCUGGCAGAGAAACUGUUAGAAUGUUCGAAGUAAAAUUACAUGCAGAGUGAUGGUGUCAUUAAAUUCUGAUUAGCUUAUUGCCACACGAUUGGUUAACUAUUGUCUUUUCUACUGUAUCAAA
Molecule: messenger RNA, 1699 nt
Organism: Liolophura sinensis
Lineage: Eukaryota; Metazoa; Mollusca; Polyplacophora; Chitonida; Chitonidae
Product: NAD kinase 2, mitochondrial-like
Exons: 8
Coding region: 98-1393 (431 amino acids)
Biological process (GO): NADP+ biosynthetic process; NAD+ metabolic process
Cellular component (GO): mitochondrion
Molecular function (GO): NAD+ kinase activity
Source: RefSeq, a predicted model, not a curated record